AUGGCCACGUUCAAGCUCAGUUCACCACGUUCCCUCACGUUCCUCGUGGGUGAAAGGAGGCAAAAGGGGCGGAGGCUUUGGGUGCGUGGAUCCAACCAUCAGUAUCAUGUCGUCUUUGUAUUCAGAAAUUUACGACACUGCUCAGUAAUUAGGAGCCAGGAAUUGAAGGGUUUUGCGGGUGUGGACCUACAGUGCCGUGUUAGUAGCUUUUUUAGGGAGUGUCGAUCCCCGGUUAUCUUCGCCUUUGGAAACGAGGCUGGGGAAGUUGAACGGACACCGUUCCUUCAGGACAUGAGGCAUCGGUGCACUGAAUACAACUGGCAAGUAUUACAACCAAGUAUAGAGUAUACCUUCGCUCCGUCGACCAAUGGGGAACGGGUGCCUGAACCUGCGGUUCAGUUCCUGGGAGAUUUGAGCACAGGCACUAUUGUGCUCGAGUGUGGGUGCCAGUGUGAGCGCUUGGACAAUCAACAUCAAUUGAAUUGGGCACAUCGAUUGCAAACUGGUCUGAAAUUGAAACUCCCUCCAGUCUUGCGAAGCACAUGUACACAGUGCUGCCAUUCAAUAGACACACCCCUACACAGUACUUUUAUCUGCCAGCCGGUGCCAGCCGGUGCCAACGCGCUCGAAAACGCGUCACCGUCGCCGUCUGGUUCGAGCUCCAACCUGGAAGGACGCACACAUGCAGUGCCAUGCGAGCGAUGUGCUUAUUAUGAUGAUGGGCGCCUUUCGGUUGUCCAUGCAUCCAAAGUUAGAACAAAACCAUUCACCCCUUCUAUCAAUUGCAUAACGGACCUUGGUGGUGCGUUAUUUCUGUCUUAUGUACUAGUAGAGACGAAGGCGAAGAGGAAAUGGAAAUGCUGUCAACGGAAGUUCUCGUCGGAGCGCCCAUCGUUGGAGAAGAAGAAGGAUUCUUUUCUUAAUUACAGUGGGUACUGGCUGUCAUCAGUCGACUUGGAACUUGAUCCCGGUUCGACUUAUAGUAACGGCCAAUUCAACCUAAAUCAACACGACCCUUCGAAAGUCGACAGAGCGCCCAGUGAACUCACGCACUAG
Coprinopsis cinerea okayama7#130 is the source of this 1056-nucleotide messenger RNA. RefSeq lists its product as hypothetical. Lineage: Eukaryota; Fungi; Basidiomycota; Agaricomycetes; Agaricales; Psathyrellaceae. The transcript is spliced from 13 exons. Bases 1 to 1056 code for a protein of 351 amino acids. The record is from RefSeq and is a predicted model, not a curated record.